AUGGGCAGGACCGGCAGGGCCAGGCCGUCUCGGAAACGGCAAACCACCCUAUCGUUUGCUCCUGUCAGUUCGUUACCUCCGACUGGGGAGCCAAGUCGUGUGCGAUCUCAGAAUCUUCACUCGGAGAAGUCAUCACCAAAGGGGGAGAAUGCUGCUACUACGCCCCGGACAAUACCAGAAGAACAGUCUAUCUUCGUCUCAUCUGACGAAGAUCCUAUUCGCCCUCCUUCUAGCAUUAAGCCAAAGACAAGGAAGCGAACAAACCCGGACAUGAAUAAAUCUAGCUCUGGGGAGAGUGAUGAGAUUGUGUCCCCUACGAAGCGUAGAAGGACAACUGUACAGGUUGUUAUUCCUCAAGCACCGGUCACCCGUGACCAGGUCAAAAUAAAACACUAUUCUGAAUCAGACUCUGAUAUAAUUCACUCCUCCCCACUCAGGCAACGGAGGCUUGCCUUAAAGGCCCGUGCCAAAAGAGUCAGAGGCCCUGAUGAAAAGGACCCAGUGCCUGAUGGAUUUGUACAAAAGAGCGGUAAACUGCAACAGCAUGAAAUUGAUCUGGAGGAAGACCUUGAAAUACUUCGCCCUUCUACCAAAGCAGAACGCCAACGGCAACUGGAACUUCUUAAACGUCGGCGUGCUGGAGAUAAAUCAAAAAUGACAGAGAGAAACGAAAAAGGUUCCAACGAUAACAAUCCCGAUAGCCCAGACGAAUCGGAAGAUAAUGAGGACUCCGAAGAUACUACCUCAUCGGAAGAUUCACAAAUGGACGUUGAUAGUGAUGUGGAACCUGCCCUUCCUGAGGAUCUCGAUCAAUACGAUGCUGAUUUUGUUUUGGAGGAUGACGAAGGCGAAUUGGGUGUCCCAGCUGACGAGAUUGAGGUUCCAUUUGAAUUUACUAGGCAUCGAUACAAAAGACUGAAGGAUCAUUUUAGGGACGUUGUUGAAUGGAUGGUUCACAACAAAAUUAAUCCUGCCUUUCGUCGAGAUGAUGCCGUUUAUGAAAUGGCAUUUAGAAAAGUGAAGGAUGAAGUGACGGGUUUGGCAGGCUCUCAGUUUGUAUCGUCAGUCUGGAAUAAGGGGUUUAUAGGCUCUCUCAAAGCAAGGCCGCGGAUCGUGGUCCUCCCUUAUCCAAUUACAGAGGGUCACCCAUGUGAUGCAUGCAAUAGAUCAAAACACCCGGCAUCCUAUGAUAUCCGAUUUGAUGGGCCUCCAUACAUUCAGGAGACACUGGAGUCUAUUGUUGGAGAUGAUAGCAGUGAAGACCAGGCCUCUGAUACUAUGGAGCGUGAAAACGUCGACUGCGAGGGAAACGUGAUACCCAAUGAGAACACACAUUUUUAUCUUGGAAGACACUGUAAAUCAAAAGCAUCCAUGGCCCAUACUCUAAUCCAUUGGCGCUACCACCUCAAUGAAUGGGUGGUUGGCUACUUGGAGAGAAUUGGUAUUCUUGAGAACAGUGGAAUCCUAAAAAGGGAGCAUUGGAGUCAGAAAAAGCGGACAAAAUAUGCCAAUGAGGUUGUCGAUGCUAUGGUUCAGGCAGGAGAGGUCGACAGGCUCUGGAGAGACUUCAACCUCAACUUGAAGACUGCACGAGCUUCAACUGUAGGCUAUUCCCCUUUCCCUUGCUUUUCCGCGUUCUUGAACACGCUGACUCCUGUAUAG
Messenger RNA from Trichophyton verrucosum HKI 0517, 1662 nucleotides. RefSeq lists its product as uncharacterized. The record is from RefSeq and is a predicted model, not a curated record. Lineage: Eukaryota; Fungi; Ascomycota; Eurotiomycetes; Onygenales; Arthrodermataceae. The transcript has 3 exons. The coding region runs from base 1 to 1662 and encodes 553 amino acids. Gene Ontology annotation, cellular component: nucleus.